Molecule: messenger RNA, 1944 nt
Organism: Penicillium diatomitis
Lineage: Eukaryota; Fungi; Ascomycota; Eurotiomycetes; Eurotiales; Aspergillaceae
Product: MATE family efflux transporter
Exons: 2
Coding region: 1-1944 (647 amino acids)
Biological process (GO): xenobiotic detoxification by transmembrane export across the plasma membrane
Cellular component (GO): membrane
Molecular function (GO): xenobiotic transmembrane transporter activity; antiporter activity
Source: RefSeq, a predicted model, not a curated record
AUGACACCACGAAAUAUACUACGCCCCGCAGAACCUGCAGACUUCCACAGUCCUUUCAGAGGGUCCUUCCAAGCAAGCUCGCCACUCGCCGAGGCUUCGAUUGCUCGUGAUCUUGCUCACUAUGUCGACGAAGAUUCCACCUUCAGCACCGACGAGGCAUCCGAGGCCUCGACGGUGCGACCGGUCGACAGACGCCCUUCCAGUUCGUAUGCGGGGGGAAACCCACACUCGCUGGCGGGUUCAUAUCGUCGUCCGGGUUUCUUCACCAACGUCAACCACGCCACCAUCAUUCCCGCUCCCGCAGACUAUCAACCAUUGUCGGAUGCGGAGCGCUCGCUGGCGAUCGAGGAGGAGCGACAGUUGCUCAGUGACAAUAAUGUGAUCUCGAGCGAAGAGGCAGCAGGCCGAGGGCUUCAACACAAAUUGAGUAAAGUGUUCUCGACAUCAUCAGGCCUGGUCGGAGCUGGAAAACACAAUGAUUCCGUGAGUGGUGGGCAGGAUGAGACGACUGCCCUGCUCGGUGCUCCUGAAGCCAGUGAACUAGGCCCAGAGGAGAUUGAUCGCAAGUGGGAACAGGCCGUGACUGCCGGCCUGAUCACGACGACAUGGCGACGAGAGAUGGAAGUCCUCAUUCGCUAUUCCGCUCCUUUGAUGGUCACCUUCAUGCUACAGUAUUCACUGACCGUGGCGAGUAUCUUCACGGUCGGCCAUCUCGGGAAGGAGGAGCUGGGUGCUGUCAGUCUUGCGUCGAUGACUGUGACCAUUACCGGCAACGCAGUCUACUCUGGCCUCGCCACCAGUUUGGAUACCCUUUGUGCUCAAGCUUAUGGAUCAGGAAAGAAGAAGCUGGUGGGAUUGCAGAUGCUCCGCAUGGUCUACUUCCUCCUCGUCGUGACUGUCCCGAUCGCGAUCAUCUGGUAUUUCUCUGAAAUCGUCUUGGCCAAGAUCGUACCGGAGAAGCGCGUCGCCCAAAUGGCUGGAUUGUAUCUAAAAGUGGCACUGCUUGGAUUGCCAGGAUAUGCGUGCUUCGAAAGUGGCAAGCGAUAUCUGCAAGCUCAGGGUGUCUUUUCCGCCUCGCUUUACGUCCUACUCAUCUGUGCGCCACUGAACGCCUUUAUGAACUGGUUCUUCGUCUGGAAACUCCAAUGGGGAUUCAUCGGCGCGCCCAUUGCCGUUGUCAUUACCGAAAAUCUUCUUCCAAUCUGUCUAUUCGCGUACAUUUACUUCCGUGUCGGUGCUGAAUGCUGGUGUGGUUUCACGAGACGUGCAUUUGACAACUGGGGUCCCAUGAUUCGUCUUGCGUUGCCUGGUCUGAUGAUGGUUGAGGCUGAGUGUCUUGCAUUUGAAGUAUUGACCCUGGCCUCGAGUUACCUGGGUACCUCGGAACUAGCUGCUCAGUCUAUCCUCGCGACGAUAUCCAGCAUCGUUUGGCAAAUUCCAUUCCCUCUCUCUAUUGCCUGCAGUACUCGUGUGGCAAAUUUGAUCGGUGCUUCGUUAGUGGGUGCCUCGAAGACUUCAGCUAAGGUCAGCUUCUGUCUGGCGACCGUCGUUGGUCUUUUCAACAUGGCUCUCCUUUCGAGUCUCCGCACAUCCGUUCCCAGACUCUUCAGCUCUGAUCCCGAGGUGAUCGAACUUGUCGCCAUCGGUCUUCCCGUUUGUGCUGCAUUCCAACUUUUUGAUGCCCUUGCCGCUGUCUGCAAUGGUGUGCUCCGAGGCCUAGGGCGUCAGGAGAUUGGUGGCUAUAUUCAGGUGCUCUGUUACUAUCUGAUUGCCAUGCCUGUGAGCAUGAGCACGACAUUCGCCCUGGGCUGGGGUAUCCAAGGUCUCUGGACCGGAGUGGCGGUGGCACUAUUGUUUGUGUCAUCGACCGAAGCGUUCUUCAUCAGUCGAAUCAGCUGGGAACGCUCCGUGGAAGAAGCUCAGCGUCGUAACGAGGCUAUUUGA